Condylostylus longicornis is the source of this 1242-nucleotide messenger RNA. RefSeq lists its product as uncharacterized. The transcript has 8 exons. Gene Ontology annotation, molecular function: monocarboxylic acid transmembrane transporter activity. The record is from RefSeq and is a predicted model, not a curated record. Gene Ontology annotation, biological process: monocarboxylic acid transport; transmembrane transport. Lineage: Eukaryota; Metazoa; Arthropoda; Insecta; Diptera; Dolichopodidae. The coding region runs from base 94 to 1242 and encodes 382 amino acids.
AAUCUUUGGAAAUAGAAGGCCGUGAGUUAUUAUUUUUGAUAAAACAUAUAAAAACUAUAAUUAAGAAAUAUUUUGAAAAUAUUUAACACAAGAAUGGAUAGUUCACAAAAUAGGGAAGCAAGUUUAGACAAGAAAAGUGUAAGCGACAAAUAUAGAAUAAAAUUAAGAUCUGGAAAAUUCAUUCAAGAGGCUGGUUCAUCCAAUAUCACGUCAUCUUUGCAAGUUCCUGGAAUUGCAUCGGGAUAUAUUUUGCAUAAAAACGAAAGUUUUUCUUAUGACACAAAACCUCUCGAAGGCGGAUAUGCAUGGGUUAUUCUAUUUGCAGCAUUUUUCAUUGGAGUAAUUACUGAAGGCAAUAUAAUGUCUGUAGGUACUCAGUUUUUACAUACAAUAUUACGUGCUAUACUGCCAGGUAUUGAAAAAGACUUUUCAGUUGAGAAAUACACAACGGCCUUUAUUGCUUCAAGUCAAACAAUUGGAAGUGGUGUCGGUAUGCUUGCAAUGGUUAGUCAACUUAUUGUAGCACAUUAUUUUGAGAAAUAUCGAGGAGGUGCUGUUGGAUUACAAUCAUCGUCCGCAGGAAUCGGUUUACUUUUAUACGGACCAUUAAAUUCAUAUUUAACUAGAAAUUUUAAUUGGUCAGUCAAUUUACGUCUAAUGACAGUUUCUUUCCUUUUUUGUUAUGCAUGUUGUGCAGUAUUUAAAAAAUGUGAGCCAAUUAAAGUUGAUUUAAGAACACAAUCUGAUAAUUCAUCAGAUUCUAAUUCAGAAGAAGCUGUUGAAAUAGAAAGUAGAAUUUAUUCAUAUUUCUCUAAAACAGAUUUAAAAGAGAAAAAUAAAGAAGAGGUUUUUCUGGCAAGUAUGAAGCAAAAACAAAGUCAAAUGCUCUUGGCUCCUGCUGGUGAAGGAAAAAUGGAAAAUUCUGUAACGGACAGUUCUAAUAUUGAAAAUAUUAUUGUUAUUGAGAUUGAUGAUGGAAGUGAAGUCAAAUCAGAAGAAAAUACUUCAAUACAUUCUGAAAAGGAACAAAAGGUGAAUACAACAAUUUCAGAAAUUCAUGAAAAAUCAGAUGAAGAUCAAGAGAAAUGCUGUACAAUAAAUCAAAAAAUUAUUGCGGCACUUAAAAUUUUAUUUGAUCUAAAAUUAUUAAAAUCGACUCCGUUCCAGAUUAUACAAAUAGCUUCAUGUUUUUUAAUAAUGGGUCACGCAAUACCAUUUUUAUAUGUGAUAGGUAUAUUAUAA